AUGCCUCACAAACUGAAAGUGGAAUUACUGAGUAAGAAGGCAAGUAAUUUGAAAGUGGCGCCUCACCCAGUUAAUAAUACUGCUUCAGGUACAGUGAUGAACGAUAAAGAAGAUCAAGAGCUUAUAAGUAAGUGGCCCAAGCUAAAAGAUAAAAUACCUGAUAUAUUUUUACAUAACCCUGAAAACUUUCUUGACCAUCUAGACAGACUAAUAAGUUUGGAUAUAAAGAUUUUGGAACCAUGUCUAUGUAGAUAUUAUACAAAAAUAAAAUGUCCUACAUUGAGUGAUUACAAGGGUGUGAUAAAAGUGUUUAAUGAUUUGAAACUGCCUUAUAAUACAUUUGGACAAGCAAAUAAACGUAAAAUGAAAGUUGUUAUAAGGGGUCUUCCUAAACAAGUUGAUUUGAAUAAAUUAAAAAUAGAAUUCAACAUUUUAUCAAUUCCAAUAGUGAGAAUUCAUAAAAUGCAAGUGAAUGAGUAUAAACAGGAAAAUAAAAGCCUCAUUUUAGCUGUAGUGCCUUAUAAUGAUAAUGGCAAAAAACUUUUGAGAGUGAAUAAAAUCUUUGGACAUCCUAUUACCAUGGAACCGCCUAAACCUAAAACUAAGCAAUGUCAUCGUUGCCAACUCUGGGGCCACACACAGAGAUAUUGCCAUGGUAAGAUUAAAUGUGUGAAAUGUGCUGGAGAUCACAUGUCUAAGAAAUGUGAAAGAGAUCCAACCAAAUUACCACCUAAAUGUGCUAAUUGUGGGGGAAAGCAUACAGCUAAUUACAGAAAAUGUCCAUGUUGUCCAGACUCAGAAGAGCACAAGCUAACACAAAUCAUUAAAAAACAAAAUUUGUGUACUGCAACUAAGUGUGAAUAA
Danaus chrysippus (African queen) is the source of this 864-nucleotide messenger RNA. The record is from the annotation of a GenBank genome assembly. NCBI's taxonomy places the organism in Eukaryota, Metazoa, Arthropoda, Insecta, Lepidoptera, Nymphalidae.